AUGGCGCAAAUCCAAGGCCACCUUGACCCUAAAUUUGAGGAGCUCCGGGAUCUCUUCCAAAAGAAUCUCGACUCGAAAGCCGAGAUCGGAGCUUCCAUCAGUCUCAACAUCGAUGGCAAGGACGUGGUAGAUAUCUGGGGAGGAUUCGCCGACGAGGAAUGCACCCGGCCGUGGGAAUCUGACACCAUCGUGGGAGUCUGGUCGUCCACCAAGGGACUCGCCAGUCUCGCUCUCUUGAUGCUCAUAGAUCGCGGCCUGGUCGACGCCGAUGCAAAAGUGGCAAAAUAUUGGCCCGAAUUCGCCGCCAACGGGAAGCAAGACAUUGAGAUUCGCCAUAUCAUGUCUCACACAUCUGGUCUCUCGGCGUGGGAAGAAAAUGUGACCUGGGAUGAUGUCUGUGACCAAGACAGUGCUGCGGCAAAACUCGCGGCUCAGGCCCCUUUGUGGGAGCCGGGCACGGCAUCCGCGUAUCAUAUAGUCACUUUCGGGGUGUUGAUUGCCGAAGUUGUGAAGCGCGUCACAGGCAAGCCAUUGAAACAAUUUGUCGCCGAGGAAAUCGCUGCUCCGUUGAAGGCAGAUUUCCAAAUAGGCUUGCUGGACAAAGAUGUCCCCCGAGUCAGCAACAUUAUUCCUCACAAGGAUACGCCACCACCCCGGGAAGCGCCCGAAGCAGGAGAUGUUGCUAUCAAGACGUUUACCAAUCCCGCGCUCGACGUAAAUAUGCUCAAAUUAGAGACGAUACGAAAAGCUGACCUUAGCUCCUUGAACGGAUUCGCAAAUGCUCGCGCCAUGAAUCGCAUCUUCUCCGUUUUGGCGCUCGGCGGCGAGGUCAAUGGCGUGCGGCUAGUAUCCGAAAAGACGAUUGAGCUUAUCUUUCGGGAACAGUCAAACGGUACAUGUCUGACAACAGGGCAUGUUGUGAGAUGGGGUAUUGGAUACGCUCUUGGAGGAUCAGGCCUUGUGAAUUUUAUGCCAACUGGGCGAAUUGGAGUAUGGGGAGGCUGGGGAGGAUCAUUAUUUGUCUUUGACGCGGACAGGAAACUCACAUUUACGUAUGCCAUGAACCAGAUGUCUAAUCGGAUUAUGGCACACGGGAGAGAAGGAGGUUAUUUGACGGCCGUGUAUAAAGCAUUGGGGGUAGCGAUAUAA
This is a messenger RNA of Trichoderma aggressivum f. europaeum, 1149 nucleotides long. RefSeq lists its product as uncharacterized. The record is from RefSeq and is a predicted model, not a curated record. The coding region runs from base 1 to 1149 and encodes 382 amino acids. The transcript has a single exon. NCBI's taxonomy places the organism in Eukaryota, Fungi, Ascomycota, Sordariomycetes, Hypocreales, Hypocreaceae.